This is a messenger RNA of Dioszegia hungarica, 711 nucleotides long. RefSeq lists its product as uncharacterized. NCBI's taxonomy places the organism in Eukaryota, Fungi, Basidiomycota, Tremellomycetes, Tremellales, Bulleribasidiaceae. The record is from RefSeq and is a predicted model, not a curated record. Bases 1 to 711 code for a protein of 236 amino acids. The transcript is spliced from 4 exons.
AUGUCUUCCCCAACGGUCUAUGUCGUCACUGGCGCCACUCGAGGUAUCGGUCUUCAACUCGUCACCCAGCUCGCUGCCAGGCCCAAUACCGUCAUCUAUGCCGGCUACAGGACCGCACCCUCUGCGGACAGUGACCUCGCCCAGCUCGCCGCCAAGCAACCGGAAGUCGUCAUCCCCAUCAAGCUCACCUCGGGGGACCAGAAGGAUAAUGCUGCCGCUGCCGAGGUCAUCAAGGCCAAGUUUGGGAAAGUGGAUGUUGUGAUCAGCAAUGCGGGCUACUGCGCUCCGCUUAAGGCCAUCGCCGAUCUGACCCCCAAGGAUAUCUAUUCCGAGUUCGACAUCAACCUCAUUGGCGGCCUCGUCCUUUUCCAAAACCUGGUUCCACUUCUCCAGGCCGCCCCUUCCCCGAAGUUCAUUACAAUCUCAUCGGCCGCCGGCUCCAUCGCCCUGGCGCUCGGGGUUCCCAUCACUAGCUAUGGCAUAAGCAAGGCCUCUGCGAACUUCUUGGCAAAGAAAAUUGAUGUCGACUAUCCUGAUAUCAUUUCGUUUCCUCUGCAUGCCAGUGAGCAGCUUGGAGCCACCCUCGAGCAGCUCGGAGCCAUCACGCCCGCAGAAAGCGCUACCGGGAUCCUGUCGUUGAUAGACAAGGCGACCAAGGAGACCCACGGCGGGAAGUUCUGGAAUGUUGACGGGACGGAGCUCGCCUGGUAG